AUGGCGCAGCCCCCACCAUCUUCUGGGGGUGAACAGGGGCACCACAGCCAAGGCUGCAAGGACCUGGGCUCCAGCGUGGGGGCCCCCCCGAGGGGAUGGGACAGCACGGCCCGGCUCCCCCAGCCCCCCAGACUCCCUCCACCACACAGGGGUGACCUCCCCAGCUCCAAAUUGCCGAGCCCUCUCAGGUCCGGGGGCAGACGCAGCCGAGCACCGGCCAGGAAGGGCCUGCGGGGUCUGUGGGUGCGGCACCCCAACACCAUCAUCGCCAAGAGCCAAGAGCAGCCGGGGGGCUGGAAGAUGGCGCCGGCCCCGUGCCUCUGUCUCCUCUUGAGUGUUUUCUCAGCUCUGAUCCUGAAUGUCGGGGCUGAAAUCUCCAUCACCCCCCAGCCGGCCCAGCCAGCCGAAGGGGACAAUGUGUCGCUGGUGGUCCGCGGGCUCCAGGGGGAGCUGCUGGCCUACAACUGGUACGCGGGGCCCACGCUCAGCCUCACCUACCUGGUGUCCAGCUACAUCGUGAGCACGGGGGACGAGACCCCUGGCCCAGCCCACACAGGACGGGAGGCUGUGCGCCCCGACGGCAGCCUGGACAUCCAGGGCGCCCUGCCCAGCCACUCUGGCACCUACAUCCUGCAGACACUCAACCGGCAAUUUCAGACCGAGGUGGGCUACGGACACAUGCAGGUCUAUGAGAUCCUGGCUCAGCCCAAGGUCAUAGCCAACAACUCGGCCCUGGUGGAGCGGCGGGACACUCUGCGUCUGACCUGCAGUAGUCCCAGCCCGGCUGAGGUCCGUUGGUUCUUCAAUGGUGGCACCCUGCCUGUUCCUGUCCGCCUUGGCCUGUCCCCAGAUGGCCGGGUGCUGACCCGGCGGGGGGUGCUGAGGGAAGAGGCUGGGGCCUACCAGUGUGAGGUGUGGAACCCCGUGAGCAUCAGCCGCAGCGAACCCCUCAACCUGACCGUGUACUUUGGACCUGAGCGCGUGGCCAUCCUGCAAGAUUCCACCACACGCACUGGCUGCACCAUCAAGGUGGACUUCAACGGGUCGCUGGGGCUGUGGUGUGUGGCCCGCUCCUGCCCCGAGCCGCAGUACGUGUGGGCCUUCAACGGGAAGGCCCUGAGCAGCGGCGGCGCACAGCUCAACAUCUCCAGCAUGACAGCCGCCCACGAGGGCACCUACACGUGCAUCGCCAAGAACCCCAAAACCCUGCUGUCGGGGUCUGCCUCCGUGGUGGUCAAGCUCUCUGCGGCGGUGGUGGCCAUGAUGAUCGUGCCGGUGCCCACGAAGCCCACGGAAGGCCAGGACGUGACGCUGACCGUGCAGGGCUACCCCAAGGACCUGCUGGUGUACGCCUGGUACCGCGGGCCGGCCGCCGAGCCCAACCGGCUGCUCAGCCAGCUGCCGUCGGGGAACUGGAUCGCCGGGCCGGCGCACACCAGCCGCGAGGUCGGCUUCGCCAACUGCUCCCUGUUCAUCGCCAAGCUCAACCUGACCGACGCCGGCCGCUACACCCUCAAGACCGUCACCCUGCAGGGCAGGACGGACACCCUGGAGGUGGAGCUGCAGGUGGCUCGUGAGUGUGCGGGGUAG
Molecule: messenger RNA, 1590 nt
Organism: Dipodomys ordii (Ord's kangaroo rat)
Lineage: Eukaryota; Metazoa; Chordata; Mammalia; Rodentia; Heteromyidae
Gene: Ceacam16
Product: carcinoembryonic antigen-related cell adhesion molecule 16
Exons: 6
Coding region: 1-1590 (529 amino acids)
Source: RefSeq, a predicted model, not a curated record